Messenger RNA from Thlaspi arvense, 456 nucleotides. The record is from the annotation of a GenBank genome assembly. NCBI's taxonomy places the organism in Eukaryota, Viridiplantae, Streptophyta, Magnoliopsida, Brassicales, Brassicaceae.
AUGGGCAUUCACAGCUAUACUCAGCCAUCAACUUCAAGUAGAAGUGGUAGGGGAGACAGUGCAAGGAAUGUAAUAAAAGAAUAUGGGCUUAUGGAAGAAUGUUAUUGUGGAGCUCGGGCUAUAAUCGAUACUUGUCGUUCUCGGAUUGACCCAGGAAGGAGGUUUUUUAGUUGCCCCAACGCAGGCAAUGGAGAAUUUCAUAUUUGGAAGUGGUGGGAUGAGGCUGUCAUGGAGGAGCUAUGUCUCAUUCAUAUCAAUGCUGGUGAUGUAGCAGAGAAGAUGGACCUAUUCAUGGCUAAGGGAGAAAUUGAAGUGCUCCAGAAUGCACAGGUUGAGACUGCGCAGAAGAUAGCGAACUUGGAAAUGGAAUUGGCUGAGAUGAAGAAGAAGAAAAGUGGCAUAGCAAUAAGGUUUGAGAUGCAUAUUAUGAUUGCUGCAGCUGUUGUUUUCCUCUAA